Molecule: messenger RNA, 1475 nt
Organism: Eimeria necatrix
Lineage: Eukaryota; Apicomplexa; Conoidasida; Eucoccidiorida; Eimeriidae
Exons: 2
Source: RefSeq, a predicted model, not a curated record
CCCCGGGGGCCCCCGGGGGGCCCCCGGGGGCCCCCCGCAGCUACUUCGAGGCCCACGAACCGCUGGUGCAGCUGCAGCGCGCAGUACCCUCGGGGGCCCCCUGGGCCGUGGAGUCGGGGGCCCCCUGGGGCCCCCAGCCGCGCGUGGACUCGCGGACCCUCAUGGGGGCCCCGGGGGCCCCCGGGGGCCCCUCCGUCGUGGGCCUUUACAGGGACAGCAGACUUUUCAAAAGAAAUACCUUUCCUGGCUGCAGCGCAGCAGCAGCAAACUUUUGUGUCUUGGCUUUCAUUCAGCUGCCCCUGGCUGCAUGCGGGGGCCCCCAGCUGCCCCCCGGGGGGCCCCCCCGGGGGCCCCCCCGGGGGCCCCCCCCGGUGCCCAUUUCCUGGACCUGCGCAGACGUCCUGGGGGCCCCCUGGGAGGGGCCCCGGGGGGCCCCCGGGGGGGCCCCCGGGCAGCAAACUUUUGUGUCUUGGCUUUCAUUCAGCUGCCCCUGGCUGCAUGGGGGGGCCCCCGGGGGGCCCCCGGGGGGCCCCCCGGGGGCCCCCGAGGGCAGCGUGGGGUGCGUGCGGCUGGUCUCUGCGGGGUCUUUGGAGGCCCUAAAUGGGUACUUAAAAGAGACCCUUAAAAGACCCUUUUUGUUUGCCACGGAAGGCGCGGGGGCCCUCAGCCAGUUCUGUGCUGCUCCCCUAAACCAGCUGAUUUCAGUGGACCCUGUGGCUGGCAGGGUUUACUUCCUGCAGCGGGGGGCCCCCCAGGGGGCCCCCCAGGGGGCCCCCCAGGGGGCCCCCGCCGGGGGGGCCCCCCCGGGGCCCUCGGGGGGCCCCCAGGGGCGGCCCGCCAGGCGGCGCCUCGCCCAAGAAGGGGCCCCGGGGGCCCCCCAUGAGGAGGGGGGGCCCCCCAGCGAGGAGGAGGGCCCCCCUUUGGGGGCCCCCCUGGAGCCCGCAGCCCAGGCGGGAGAGCCGGGGGCCUUGGGGGCCCCCCCGGGGGCCCCCCGCAGCGCCUGGGCCCCGCUGAGCCCCCCCGGGGGCCCCCCCGGGGCCCCCUCCGCUGUGGGCAGUGCCCCCCUGGGGGCCCCCUCUGAGGCGUCCGCAGCGGAAGUGGGGGGCCCCCCCGGGGGCCCCCCUGGCGGUUCGGACUUGGGGGCGCCGCGUCGAUCGCUGGGGGCGCGGGGGGGGCCCCCUGGGGGCCCCCCGGGGGCCCCGGGGGCCCCCGGGGGCCCCCCGGGGGCCCCCGGGGGCCCCCCGGGGGGCCUCGGAAGCGCAUGCGUGGCGUUUGUGGAAGUCCGGGGGGCCCGGGGAGAAGUGUCUGCAUGCAUGCGUUUGGGGCUGGAAAAAGGAGAAGAGAGUUUGGGGGAUCCUGUCUUUUUGCAUGCAGACAGUUUUUCGGAAAGGGAUGAGCCUCCCUACAAAGACCGGCUGGACGUCAUAGACAUUGCCUCUGGCUACCACGAGCAGCUGGAGCUGCCCCACCUCUAG